Molecule: messenger RNA, 3011 nt
Organism: Thalassophryne amazonica
Lineage: Eukaryota; Metazoa; Chordata; Actinopteri; Batrachoidiformes; Batrachoididae
Gene: nup50
Product: nucleoporin 50
Exons: 8
Coding region: 159-1529 (456 amino acids)
Biological process (GO): protein import into nucleus
Cellular component (GO): nuclear pore
Source: RefSeq, a predicted model, not a curated record
ACCAACGUUAAAAAGAUCACGAAGAAGAAGGACGCUCGCCUCGUCGCCGGUCGCUUCGGUCGGUACGUGUCGUCAUUCCGGUGCGAUUCGCGGCAUCAUUGCAGAUUCUGAUUUUUAAAGUCGUAGUUGGAAUUACACUUUCUGGAAGCACGGUUGUGAUGGCAAAGAGGAUCGCAGAUAAACAGUUAACUGACCGUAACUGGGAUCAGGAGGAUGAGGCAGAUGAGGCUGGAACCUUCAGAGUCGCGAGCGAGGAUGUACUGAAAAACCGAGCGAUUAAGAGGGCUAAACGGCGAAGCAUCGGAGCAGAGAACGAAGGAGGUGGAGCCUUCAAAGGUUUCAAGGGUUUUUCUCUAAACACAUCUGCACCAUCUGGGUGCACGACAACGACGGUUUUCUCUGGUUUUGGGAGCAGCGGUGGCGACUUUAAGAGCCUUAGUGGGCUGACCAACGGGAACAGCAUCACUCCUUCAUUCAGCAGUUUCUCUUGUCCCGCUGCAACCACAGCAACAAGCACAGGAUUAACAUUCAAUGGCCCCGCCUCCACAGCACCCACCGUUGACCUUGCGGUUAAGCAGAGUAACGGUUCCACACCGAGUGCAACACAGAGUUCCUGCACCAGCAACAAGGAGUAUAGGAAGCAACUGACCGCGCUCAACUGCUCGGUGCGCGACUGGAUCACCAAACACGUCAACAGCAAUCCACUGUGUGACCUCAACCCCAUCUUUAGGGACUAUGAGCGCCACCUGGCCACUCUCGACCGCCAGUACGGAGCAGGAUCUGCUGUGCCGGCUGACAGCAGCAUCAACGAGAAGAAGCCGCUCACAGUGACUCCGCCCCCUGCGGCAUCAGCUUCCUCUUCCUCCAGCAGCAGCUCAGCGCCAGCAGCCUCAAGCUUGUUCGCCUUUGGAAAGGACGCAGAAAAGAAAAGCCCUGCUCCGCCCCCUGCUGGCGUCACCUUUAACUUUGGUCAGAAGGUGGACGCCUCUGUUCAGAGUUCUUUAGGGUCCAAACCGACUCUGACCGGUUUCUCCUUCUCCUCGGGCCAGACCUCGCUGUUCGGAGCUCCGAGUGCUGGAGCGCCACUGUCCUUCAGUGGGUCAAAACCGGACAACGCUCUGCCUACAGAAGAAGGCAGUGAAGAGACGGAGGAGCCGCCCAAACCCGAUGUCCGGGAGGUCAAAGAGGAAGACGCCUUCUACUCAAAAAGGUGUAAAAUGUUCUACAAGAAAGACUCGGAGUUCAAAGAGAAAGGAGUUGGAACUUUGCACCUGAAGGAGACGCUGGAGGGAAAAACGCAGAUGAUCAUUCGGGCCGACACAAACCUCGGAAACAUCUUGUUGAACAUCAUCGUGUCGGCGUCCAUGCCUUGCUCCAGAGUCGGCAAGAACAAUGUCAUGGUGGUGUGCAUUCCCAACCCGCCCAUCGAGGACAAGAAGCCGCCCGUCCCCAUCCCGCUGCUCAUCAGAGUCAAGACUGCCGAGGACGCCGAUGAGCUGCACAAAAUCCUGGAAGAGAAGAAGCCCUGAGCGUACAGGUCGUGACCUUGUAUCAGACUUGACACCCCACCCCCCCCACCCCCCCCACUUCUUAACGACAGCUGUUUUUGCGCUUGUGUCAUGCCUCACAGCUUCCUGGUUUUCACAAUAAGAGUUGUUUAAACUGUGAAUAUAUUUUUAAAAAAAAUCAUAAAUCUCAUCAGCCAGAAGAUGUUCAGAAGCGAGAUGCUCUCGACAUUCCUCCUGUUUGACGCUGCUGUUUGACCGUGGAUUCUGUAGGGCCACAUAACAGGGAAUCAGGUGUUUUGUUUUUGUUUUUUUUGGGGGGGGGGGGGGGGGGGGGAUAAGUAACUGAGGAUCAAAAUUUGAGUAAAGUCAUUGCGAUAAAGUUGAGACUGAAGUCUUAAUGUAGAAGAGGAAAUAUUUACAUGAAUAUUUUCAUAAUGUCAACUUUCUUGAAAUAUCAACAUUUUUGUAUUUUGCCAAAAUAAGAAAUUAAUCUUCAGAACUCGAGUUGCAUCACAAAGCAGGUUUUUGAGAAUAUUUUUGUGAAAUAACACCAUUCCAAAUUGAGCAGCUGUUUGAGAACCAUUGUGUAGAAACUGGACUAAAAAAAGAAAAAAAAAAAAUCAGUGAGAAACAAGUAGUCACAAAGAAAUCAUGAGGUUUUACUGAAAACACUCAAAUGUUCCAUUUCUCUUUGGGACCUCCCCCCACCACCUUGUCCCCCACUAUGACUGAACUAAAGGUUUCAUGUUUAAUCAGUUAAACUCUGAAAGUAAAAAUGGUUUUAUACGAUUUCAUGAGAUUUUUAAAUGAAUCCUAAUGGUAUGAGGAUUUUUCUGUGUAACAAACACCCAGUAAGGAGACUUUUUUUUGUUGUUUCUGUAAAAUUUGACUAUUUGCCUAAUAUUAAAGAUUUUUUUUUUUUUGGAUUUCAAAAACACUCAAAAUGCCACAUUAUGAAAUUUCAACAGUGAGGCUUAAAGUUGAGAAAAGGUUAUUUUACAAAUAUUUCUUUUAGAAAUUCUCCUUCGAACCGUGGCCCUGGUUCUCCAUCAUGUGUCAGAUUGUAUGUUUUAAUUUUACUGUUAUGAAUUCUGUAGCAUUUGAGUGUGAAUCUGAAAGUUAUGCGAGGAGCUUCAAGGGUUUUUUGGAAGUGUAACCUCUUAAGUGGUAAAAGCAAUGCAGUGAAUUUGAUUUUACAAAUGAUAUCUUAUUUUUGGUGAAAGAGGUUGAUGUUUCCUUCCUAUGAAGCGGAUCAGGAUCGAGUCCUAAAAGCAUCUGUUUGGGCCUGAACACACUUCGGUUCUUUUGGGACUCUGUUCUGAUCUCCGUGCGCCUGCAGAGAAUUUUUUGGGGCUAUGGAAACUAUUUAUUGUGUCGGAGGGUUUCAUAGUUUACACGUGAAUGUUUCCUAAAGUGGCUUUUGUGUGUGUGUCCAUUUUUGUGGCUUCGUCCUUUUCCAGGGACAUCACAAUGUUUAUUGGACAAUAAAAGGAAACAAACAUG